UUUAAUGUUUCUGUUGGACUUGUUCACAAUGGAACCGCGUGGUCUGCAAAACUGCAGGAAAUAGUGCGGAAUAUAUGGUAUAUAUUUUUUUAAGAAGAAGAAGAAAAAAGGAAUGGAUUCAGUGCGCGCGCCGCUGAAUGGAGAUACCUCAGAUGCUGCUUUCCCCACCUCUUCCUCAGACGUCUGGUGCACACACACGUACCGGCAACAGAAGCAAACUGACUCAUCAUACAGUAAACUGGAAGGCCAGCAGGGCAGCAUGACAUCACCUCAAAAGGUCUACCUUUUUCUCGGGGUUUUCCUGAGCACCAUAAACCUGUCGAAGGGCGGCUGUGAGGACUAUUUUAAUCUGGAAAAGUGGGAUUUUCCAGAGAAUUUGAAUAAGAGUAUUGCUCUUAUAAAUGCCAAGAAGUCAGAGGACAUAGUGAGGUGUUCUUUAUGGAAUUUUUGCAACAGCUCAGGAUGCACUGAAGGAAAUCUAUUGUGCUGCAUUUACGAUGAUUGCUAUAAUAAAACUGAGACUAAUUUUGAAGGCAAUUGUUUGAACGAGUCUCUUGGGAAUGUUACUAUGUUUCACAUCAGAUGCAUCAUAGCCAAAGAACGAAAAAAGACCAACAAAGUUUCUCAAGAAUGUGGAGACUAUGACCAACUCAUCAACCUGUACCCAGAGAUCUUCCCGAAACCCGAAGAAAACUCAGCCGGAAGAAGUAUGUGCGCACCAUACAAAGAAAAUUUGGCCAUUUUUCUGAUCGUGUCCGUGAUCCUCAACAUCAUCCUGCUAAUCAGCAUGUAUCUCUGCCACCGAAAGAAAAGGGGCUGGAGUCUGCAGAGCACACAGAAUGGCAUACAUGAAAUGACAGAUAAUCUGACGAUUUCUGAAACUACAAGCGUAAAUAUGAAUGGGACAAUGGCAAACCUCGACUCAAAUGGAGCCAUGCACCAGAGAUUUACUACUCCACCCAGCAAUUUUUACCCCCCACAUAAUCCAAUUUAAUCAUCAGAGUAACGCUGGAGCCAAUUCCAGUUGCCAUCAGGCGAGAUGCAAGGUUCACCCAUAGCAGGUCGCCAGGUCAUCACAAGGCCAACCCAAAUGACUCUCAUGCACAUAUUCACUCCUAAGGAAUUCACCAUUUAACCAAACAUGAAUGUAUUUGAACUGUGUGAGGUAACUGGAGUACUUUAAAAGGGCCCACAGGUGCAUGGGGAGAAGGCGUUAAGCUCCUGGGUUUGCUAUGAACUGGCAGCAUUUGGGGAUGUGGAUAUGAAGAGAAGCUCUGCAGCGUUUUUUCCUGCAACAGACAAAAAGGGAGAAGGACUAAAAGAGACAGAAAAUCAGUUCCCUAAGAAAGAUGGCAUUGUCCAUUAAUAUGUUUUGUUUUUUUGGAAGAACAUAUCAAAGACAGCAUCACUCCAUUUGACAGAAUUCAGAGACACUGGUGAGAAAACAUUUCCUCCCAGGCUAGUUGGAUCUGAUCCAGAGUCACUUGAUGUGAAAAUGAGUUGCAUGGUUUGCCAAUGAAGAACCUUUAACUGUAAUGUCUGGGAUUGAAUUCAGAUGUAUUGAAUUGUGUCACAACGUUAUCAUAAGAAGAAUUCAGAUGGAGAGAGUGGCCUGAGUGGGCAAGGCCCGCCCAUCCAAGAACUAGCCUUUGUAUUUAGUUAAUAUCAUUUCAUGUUUAAUUAUUAAACAGUUAAUUUUACAGAAGUACUAAAAGAUCAUAAAUAGAAUCAGUUUCUGUGACGAUUUAUCUCUGGACAUAUUUGCAAGUUAUGUGUGUGUCCACUAAAUAUCACAAUAACUAAAACAACAUAAUGUGUUCUUAAAAAUGUGAUCUGUGUUGCUGAACGUUUCUCUUAUUAUAUGACUGUUUAGUUUUUUAAAUUCAUCUUUGAUACAAUCCAACAAGAAAAGAUAAUCGAUAAUCCAAAAACAAGAAUGAAAAGCAUGAGAAAGAAAAAAAAUCUUAUAUAAAUGGACCUUCUUUUACAUGACAAUUAAAUCCAAAUACAUGUCGUUCAGGUGUCCGUGUUCAUGCCGUCGGGUGGACAUGGCGAGCCAUAAUGUGUGUGUUUACAUAUUUUUAGGACUUUCUGUACCUGGUCUUUUAAUGAUUUGUUGUCUUAAUGCCAACAUGUUUGGUGGUUGUAGAACUGGUUUUACUGAGCUGUUAGCUGAGAUUCUGGACUUUCUGUGGAUACCACACACGUUUAUAGAUACAUUUACAGACCUGACGUUACACCUGGAAAUGAGAUGUUAAUCCCUUAACUCCCGGUAGCGGAGGCUGCAGGUGCAGAGGUGAAGCUAAACAGUCAAGCUAAGAAAGCAAAGUUCGAGAAUUCAUAGGCCAUAAAUCUGGAUAAUGAAACACUGAAGGUGCAUGGAUGGAAGUUAUUGUGCAUAUUGUGAAUAUUUCUCUCUCCUCACCAUCUAGAAACUGUG
Molecule: messenger RNA, 2440 nt
Organism: Melanotaenia boesemani (Boeseman's rainbowfish)
Lineage: Eukaryota; Metazoa; Chordata; Actinopteri; Atheriniformes; Melanotaeniidae
Exons: 12
Coding region: 113-994 (293 amino acids)
Source: RefSeq, a predicted model, not a curated record